AUGUGGGCUGCUGCUCUGGCGGGAAAAACCUUCUGGAUGCAUGGGAGAGGCAGGAACGUCUGUCUUCUGGCAUUUCUGCUGGCCGUCAGUCUCCACUUCGGGUGGAACCUCCUGAGUCGAAGUUGCGAAGGGCUGUCUUGGGCCAAUGGUUGCAGCAAUCCAGAGGUCUUGCUUUCCCGGGCCUUCGGACAAGAUGGCACCAGGACGGAAGAGGCUUGCGUGCCGGAUGGCAUGCGCAGAGCACAGGUUGCUGCCGGCUUCGACAUGGUGGUCUUGGGGGACAACGACAUCGUUUCUGCAUCCAUUUACCACCACCAUUACUGGGAAAUGAGAAAGCCGAGUGCCAUGGCUGCCAAAGCUGACGCAGUGCUUCCUAGGUCAGGCACCUUCCUGGAUGUCGGUGCCAACCUCGGCUACUACAGUUUGCUCUUUGCGACUGCAGGCUUUGAUGUAGUAGCAGUGGAGGCAAUGACACGGAACCGCAAAGCCAUCGAGGGCAGCCUUUGUCUCAACCCAGAGCUGCGAUCGCGUGUGAAGAUUGUGCCCGUUGCGCUGGUGUCUCCGGAGGAGCUCAGUUCAACCACCUGUGUCAUCAAAAGCACCAGCAGGAAGAUAAACAUCGGGAAUGGGGCCUUGUCGUGCGGUUCUGGACUCACAUGCGAAGCCGGCGACGCCAACUGUGAAGUAGUGCCAGUGAAGACUUUGGAUAUGGUUCUCUCAGAGGUGUCUCCAAGAUCCGUGGACGUGGUGAAGAUGGACGUCGAGGUCCACGAAUGUCAAGUGCUGGCCGGAGGUGGAUCCUUGUUUACUGACUACCGUCCACAGAUCCUUCAUAUCGAAACAGCUUUCGGAGACAGCGGCAAGUGUGUUCAGGCAAAGGCUUCUGCGCACGGCUACCGCACCAAAACCGUCCAAGGAGACACCGUAAUGGUGGCAUCUGACUCUGGCGGAAGCGGCCCUGCUGAUGGUGUGGCUGCAGCCGAAAUCGCGCGGACAAGCUGUGUGCCAAACGGCAUGCGCAAAGCUCGCGUUUCUGCUGGCUUCGAUAUGGUGGUCUUGGGGGACAACGACAUCGUUUCCUCAUCAAUCUACCACCAACGUUUUUGGGAGAUUAAGCAGCCAAGCAGCAUAGCGUCCAAAGCUGACGCUGUGCUCCCAGCAUCAGGAACCUUCCUAGACAUCGGCGCCAACCUCGGCUACUACAGUUUGCUCUUCGCGAAAGCAGGCUUUGAUGUAGCCAAGGCUUCUGCGCACGGCUACCGCACCAAAACCGUCCAAGGAGACACUGUAAUGGUGGCAUCUGACACUGGCGGCAGCGUUGUUAGCCCUGCUGCUGGCCUGGCUCCUGCAGAGACCUUGCCGGCGAAUUGCACCUUCCUAGACAUCGGCGCCAACCUCGGCUACUACAGUUUGCUCUUCGCGAAAGCAGGCUUUGAUGUAGUAGCAGUGGAGGCAAUGACACGGAACCGCAAAGCCAUCGAGGGCAGCCUUUGUCUCAACCCAGAGCUGCGAUCGCGUGUGAAGAUUGUGCCCGUUGCACUGGUGUCUCCUGAGGAGCUCAGUUCAACCACCUGUGUCAUCAAAAGCACCAGCAGGAAGAUAAACAUCGGGAAUGGGGCCUUGUCGUGCGGUUCUGGACUAACAUGCGAAGCCGGCGACGCCAACUGUGAAGUAGUGCCAGUGAAGACUUUGGAUAUGGUUCUCUCGGAGGUGUCUCCAAGAUCCGUGGACGUGGUGAAGAUGGACGUCGAGGUCCACGAAUGUCAAGUGCUGGCCGGAGGUGGAUCCUUGUUUACUGACUACCGUCCACAGAUCCUUCAUAUCGAAACAGCUUUCGGAGACAGCGGCAAGUGUGUCGAGGCAAAGGCUUUUGCGCAUGGCUAUCGCACGAAGACGGUGCAAGGAGACACCGUGAUGGUAGCGCCUGGCUUCUAG
Messenger RNA from Symbiodinium sp. CCMP2592, 1935 nucleotides. Lineage: Eukaryota; Dinophyceae; Suessiales; Symbiodiniaceae. The record is from the annotation of a GenBank genome assembly.